Messenger RNA from Pelodiscus sinensis (Chinese soft-shelled turtle), 2484 nucleotides. The record is from RefSeq and is a predicted model, not a curated record. NCBI's taxonomy places the organism in Eukaryota, Metazoa, Chordata, Testudines, Trionychidae.
GCUGACUUUUCCCCCACAAAUUAUGUUUAUCUACAUGUCUGACAAUUUUAUUCUUUACUAUAGUUUGCCCAGAAUUGACAUUAGACUUCCUGGUCUGUAAUUGCCAGGAUCACCUCUAGAGCUCUUUUUAAAUAUUGACAUCACAGUAGCUAUCUUCCAGUCAUUAGCUACAGAAGUGUUGUAAAACUGACGGUUUUCCCAGCAUGGUGGAGCCUAGAGCAUCUGUCUGCAGGGAGGGAGCCUGGGGGAAUUGAGCUGUGAAAUAGACCGAGCCCCCUUUGGAAACCUCCCCAGUUGUCCCUCUCACCCUGACGGGCUGAAGACUCACGUCCACACUUUGCUCCAGAUUGUCCCAUCCUACAGGAGACAGGGCAGGGAAAUGGCUGUGGUGGAGCUAGCUCAGAUGCGGGUGACCUUCGAGGAGGUGGCUGUGUAUUUCACCCAGGGGCAGGGGGCGCUGCUGGACCCCGCUCAGAGAGCCCUCUACAGGGACGUCAUGCAGGAGAACUACGAGACUGUGGCCUCGCUGGGAUUCUCCAUUCCCAAACCUAACCUGAUUGCCCAGCUGGAACAAGGGGAAGAGCCGUGGGUCCCAGAUCUCCAGCCCUCCAAAGAAACUGAGAUCUUGAGAGGCACCUGUACAUCAGGUGAUAAGAUAGUGAGGGAGAACAAUGAGGAGAAUCGACCACAGGAAGGUCCUGGAACUGUAGAACCACAGGGAACAUUUUUGGAAGGAGCCGAAGGGGAUUUUUCCCAGUGUGUAGAACAGGGGGAAACCUGGGGAAAUCGACACGGGGCAGAGAGGCAACUGGAGAACAAUCCAAGCAGGAAAGCAGAGGAAUCCAUUGAAUGUGGGGAACGAUCCAAGGAUCCUAAGGAAACUCCAGCCCAGCAGAUACAUUACAAUGGAAAGAAACCCUAUGAAUGCUCAGACUGUGGGAAAAGAUUCAGUGAGAAGUCAGGCCUUAUUCUGCCCCAGAGAGAUCACACGGGAGCGAGACUCUGCAAGUGUCUGGAGUGUGAAAAAAGUUUGAUUGAACUUUCAUCCUGUAUUGAACAUGAGAUUGUCCCCAUGGAAGAGAAAUCCCAUAAGUGCUUUGAGUGUGGGAAAAGCUUCACUUUGAGAUCGCACCUUAUUAUACAUGAGAGAACCCACUCUGGAGAAAGGCCAUAUAGAUGCUUGGAAUGUGAAAAGAGUUUCAGUCAGAGGUCACACCUUAUUAUACAUCAGAGAAUCCACUCAGGAGAAAAGCCGUAUAGAUGCUUGGAAUGUGGGAAACACUUCAGUCAGCGGUCACACCUUAUUGUACAUCAGAGAAUCCACACAGGAGAGCGGCCAUAUAAAUGCCAUGAGUGUGGGAAAGGUUUUAUUCAGCAGUCAGCCCUUAUUAGACAUGAGAGAACCCACACAGGAGAGAGGCCAUAUAAAUGCCACGAAUGUGGGAAAGGUUUCACUUGGCAAUCGGCCCUUACUGUCCAUGAGAGAACUCACACGGGAGAGAGACCAUAUAAAUGCCAUGAGUGUGGGAAAGGUUUCAUUACACAAUCAACCCUUACUCUCCAUGAGAGAACUCACACGGGAGAGAGACCGUAUAAAUGCCAUGAAUGUGGGAAAUGUUUCACUCAGCGAUCAGCCCUCAGUAUUCAUGAGAGAACCCACACGGGAGAGAAACCAUAUAAGUGCUUUGACUGUGGGGAAAGCUUCAUUGGGCGCUCACACCUUAUUAUUCAUCAAAGACUGCACACAGGAGAGAGACCAUAUAAAUGCCGUGAGUGUGGGAAAGAUUUCAUUAUACAAUCAGCCCUUACAGUCCAUGAGAGAACCCACACGGGAGAGAGACCAUAUAAAUGCCAUGAAUGUGGGAAAGGCUUUACUCAGCGAUCAGAGCUUACUCUCCAUGAGAGAACCCAUACAGGAGAGAAACCAUAUAAGUGCUUCGACUGUGGAAAAAGCUUCAGUCAAAGUUCGCAUCUUAUUAUCCAUCAGAGACUGCAUACAGGAGAGAGACCAUAUAAAUGCCUUGACUGUGGGAAAAGCUUCAGGCAAACCUCAAAUCUUAUUAGACAUCAGAGAGUGCAUGCAGGGGGAAGGGACCAUAUAAAUGCUGUGAGUGAGGGAAAGGUUUCACUGAGCAAUCAGCCCUUACUGUCCAUGAGAGAACCCAUACAGGAGAGAGACCAUACAGAUGCCUUGACUCUGGGAAAAGCUUUAGGUUCACCUCACAACUUGUUAGACAUCAGAGAAUCCAAACCCGUCCUGCACCAGCAAAUCCCUCAAGAAGAAACCUCUCAGAUUUCAUUAGUUAGUGCAGUGGUUCUUAAUCUGGGGGUAAUUACCCCUCAAGGGGUAAUUUGGCAUCUUUCAGAGGAUAAUAGUUUUAAAAUACAAUAGAUAUUCAGUUUAGUUCAACAUCAUGUAUAAAAUCACAAAAUACAAUAAAAAUGAUUAAGCUUAAUUUUCUUUUUGUUAAUUGCCAUUUUUAA